Messenger RNA from Epinephelus lanceolatus (giant grouper), 3082 nucleotides. Its product is annotated as retinol dehydrogenase 13-like. Lineage: Eukaryota; Metazoa; Chordata; Actinopteri; Perciformes; Serranidae. The record is from RefSeq and is a predicted model, not a curated record.
ACAGGCGCGUGUAACCUUGUGCUACUCGGCUGUAGUGUUGUCAUAUCAGCUGUGAAAACGGUGUUAAAAUCAUUUUUGAUGCUAUAUUUAACCGUCAGCGUUAUUUUAGAGUCAUGAGCAGAUAUAUUUUACCGGUUUCUGUUUUUGGGACAGUGUUUGGAGCUGCAGUUUUACUGAAGAACCAUGUGACUGGAGGCCGGUGUCCCAGUAAGGCUACCAUUAAUGGGAAGACUGUGGUUAUAACAGGAGCCAACACAGGCAUCGGGAAGGAGACUGCUAGAGAACUGGCCAAGAGAGGGGGUCGGAUCAUUAUGGGGUGUCGUGACAUGGAGAAGUGCGAGGCAGCUGCGAAAGAGAUUCGAGGGAAGACACUGAAUCCUAACGUUUACGCGUGUCACCUCGACCUGGCUUCUGUGAAAUCCAUCCGAGAGUUUGCAGAGAGAAUCAGACAAGAAGAGAGGCAAGUGGACGUACUGAUAAAUAAUGCAGGAGUCAUGAGAUGUCCCGCAGGGAAGACAGAGGAUGGCUUCGACAUGCAGUUUGGAGUUAACCACUUAGGCCACUUCUUGUUGACAAAUCUUCUGCUUGAUAAGUUGAAAGAGUCCGCCCCCAGCAGAGUGAUCAACCUGGCCUCACUCGCCCACAUCGUUGGAAAGAUUGACUUCGAGGACCUGAACUGGGAGAAGAAGAAGUUUGAUACCAAGCAGGCGUAUUGUCAGAGCAAGCUUGCCAAUGUUCUGUUCACCAGAGAGCUCGCCAAGCGAUUACAAGGCACAGGAGUCACGGUGAAUGCUGUGCACCCAGGCGUUGUUGCCACGGAGCUCGGGAGGCACACGGGUCUGCACCAAUCGCAGUUCUCGAGCUCUGUGCUCAGUCCCUUUUUCUCCCUGUUGGUUAAGAGCCCAGAGCUGGGGGCCCAGCCCAGCGUCUACCUGGCAGUGUCUGAGGAGAUGGAGGGGGUGACGGGAAGGUACUAUGAUGUGAUGACAGAGAAGGAACCGGCGCCCCAGGCCCUGGAUGAGGAGGCAGCUCGCAGGCUGUGGGAGGUCAGCAGCAGGCUGGUGGGUCUGGAGGAGGAAGGACAGUCUGGCAACACAAACCCACCAACAGAGGUCCAGAGCAAAGCUGCAGAGACUCUCCCAGCACAGAGACAAGGACAGAGCCCAGGACCAGUUGUCAGUGCUGUGGGGCUGUAGGGCCACUCUGGCCUCUGGGCCAGCAGGGAAUAAUGGACCUUUAUGGCUUUAGCUGUGCCAGGCUUGUUGGAACAAUUAACCGUCUGAGGCUGUGAGUCUGGUCGUCUGUGUAAAGGCAGGCUUUUGUUCAUGCCUUUAUGUUCCUGCAUCAGGAUAUUUUCUGUAAAACAUGUCAACCUUUGACGGCGGACUCUGACUCGUUUUUUUUAGGUAAGACGGGAGCAUUUUAAAGGAAGUAUAGCACUUAAAGUUGAAUUUAGAAACAAACACUCUCUUACUCACUUUAAUACACUCAGGGGUUUACGACCUAACUCUGCGCGGGGUGCGGUGACAUCAGAUAAGCUUCGUCAUCAUUCAGGGAUGAUUCAGCAUUGACAUUCAGUGACGUUUUAGCAGAGGUGUGGACUCGAGUCACCUGACUUGGACUUGAGUCACUACUUACUACUUCAUAUACGUGAAUUGUAAAAGAUAUGUCUGUUAAUUAGUAAAUUUUUUGUUUUUAUUCAUUUAUUUAUUUUUUUAGGUAUAUCCUGAGACCAGAGGCUUGGAGGUGGGUUUAAAGGAAACACUUAGACAUUUGCUCUUUGGUAACAUGGAUGCAGAAUUUUUUUUUUCAGAAGUCAGACUGUUUCUGGCUUCAUGUACCACUGAGCAACUGUCAUAGGAAUGAAAAUAGGCCCACCCUUCAACGCUGUAUCCAGCUCCUUUACACAUCUCUUGGUUUAUAUAUGUGAUAGAUACCAAGUAAAAUCGAAACAACUGCCUGAAAAUCCAUGACGAUAAGUAGCUGGCAGCCUCCAACCAUUACACAUUGUAAUUUUAAACAGUGCUGAAGAGAACACUGCUUUACGCUAACACUAAUGUUAACGUUAGCAGCAAUAGAUAUUGCUGCGUGACUGAAUUAGUGAGUGUAUGUUUCAUUGACUCCUCUUCUUGCACUCCUGUUGAACAAGGUUUAGCAUCACAUAUUCUCACUUUAAAUUAUUUAUAUUAAUUCAGAAACAUUGGAAAAAUUAUAUGAACUGCUAUAAUACAGUGCUUACAAGGACAAAAGACUAUUUAGAUGUAUACAGUAUGUGGAGUUGAAACUGAAGGAGCUCAGAGAAACAUCUCACCUGAAAAUAAUAGAUAAUAAAUAGUAAGGAUGACGACCCAAAAAGCCACUGAAAUUAAAAAUAUCAGCCAUAAAACAUGAAUAUUUGAACUUUAAUUAACCUGGAAAUCAAAAUCUUACCAUUCUUUUGUUGUUUUUAUGCUUGCUCGAACAUUUCACCCCUAAAAUCUGAUCACACAGAUGCACAGACAGUGUUUCACAUGCUUAAUGAUUUCAAGCAUGUCUUAGUAAUUUGAAGCAUGAGGGAGGCAUUCUUACUUAUUGUAAGUGUAGGACUACAUUGACAGCCCUGCAUGUGUUUUUAUCAUUGUGGGUUCAAGUAGUAAAACACUGACAGAUAGCGCCAUCUGGCUGCGAGCAUCAAAACAGACUGUUGGAGUUUCCUGCUGACCAUUUAUCCAGGUGUGCAGUUGUGUUUCAGAUGUUUUAAUGAUUUCUUCAUCUUGGAGUCUUUGAUUUGGACUGUUUGAAUCUGGAGUCAGCUUGCAGACUCUUGGAAUUGCCUGAUUUUUAUCCAUCACAGAAACAUUAUCUGCCUUUUUUAAAAAUCAAAUUUGUGUAAUGUUGCAUGGUGAUUCAGUUUGCAUUAGACUGCAAUGCACUGCAAAUCAGACAGACAAUGUAAAUUCAUUUUCUUGAUAAACUGUAAGGAUUUGCAUCCUAGAUUAUACAAGAACAAUGAAAGCCAAUAGUAAGAAAGUAGAAAAACACACUCAACACAUAAAACUGCUUUGAAUAAAAACCAAACGCUGGAUCCACCCUGUUAAAACUA